Cheilinus undulatus (humphead wrasse) is the source of this 1232-nucleotide messenger RNA. RefSeq names its product zinc finger, AN1-type domain 3 (gene zfand3). The transcript is spliced from 6 exons. Bases 443 to 1135 code for a protein of 230 amino acids. Lineage: Eukaryota; Metazoa; Chordata; Actinopteri; Labriformes; Labridae. Gene Ontology annotation, molecular function: DNA binding; zinc ion binding. The record is from RefSeq and is a predicted model, not a curated record.
AUUGAGAGGGGAAGUCCUUGCUUAUGUUAUUUCUUUUCGCCUUUUUUUGCACCCUCCCAUAUAUUUAACUCCUGUACGAUGAUAUUAAAUCAAAUUCAAGGACAGCUGCUGUAUUUCCAAGGGUUUAGUGUCGAAUGAUACAUCGAGACACCCCCUCUUUUUCUCCGUCGAUGGUAAAGUCCGAACGUCCAGCUGAUUGCUUUGAGUACCGUUCAAUUAUUCCAGUUCAAACUGAGCCGUUUUGUUUGACUUAUCGAGGGUGUUUUUUAACCGAAUAUUGCCGAGUUCGCUUCCUUUUUUCAUCGACUUGUGGACUUUAAAGGAAACGGGGGAUUAUUUUUUUAUUUUAAACUUGAAUGUUGGAUCGUUUUUCCUCAUUGAACGACCAGGCCUCGGACUCAUCCCCUGCCUUGCGUUUCCAUAUCGGUUUUUGUUGGAAGUCAUGGGAGACACUAGUGAACGAAGCAAACCUCCGAGUCUACCUCCGCGCUGUCCCUGCGGAUUUUGGGGGUCCAGUAAAACUAUGAAUCUGUGCUCCAAAUGUUUUGCUGACAUCCAGAAGAAGCAGCCAGGAGAGGACUGCACCUCAAAGCCCAUCCAAAGCAGCGGGAGUAGCCAAUCGCCAGUUUUCAGUAGCGACACAAGCAGUAGCAGUAGCCAAUCCCCUUUGUCGUCGCCGCCCUCCACCUCCGAGCAACCGUCAGCAGAAGAGCCAUCACCCACAUUUCCCAGCACAAGGGAAGGCGUGUCGUCCACAGAAACAGCCCAAGGCACACUCUGCACACCCACAAAACGUCCACGAGAAUCAGCGUCGGCUUCAGAGAGCGAGGCCACACCGGAGAAACGGCCGCGGCCAGACGAGAAGGAGGGGAGCAGCGAGGAGGCCCGUGGGACGCCCAAGCAGAAGAACCGCCGGCGCUGCUAUCGCUGCCAAACCAAACUAGAGCUGGUGCAGCAGGAACUGGGCUCCUGUCGCUGUGGCUACGUGUUCUGCAUGCUCCACCGUCUCCCCGAGCAGCACGACUGUCUGUUCGACCAUCUGGGCCGCGGGCGCGAGGAGGCCGUCCUCAAAAUGGUGAAGCUGGACCGCAAGGUGGGCCGCUCAUGCCAACGCAUCGGGGAGGAGUGCUCCUGAUCGGCCACGCCAUGUUGUGACCCGCCAUCCGUUUAGAGAUAAGGCGCUUACAAAGAGGAGGGAGAGGAGGAAUGACAAGUGGGGUUGAUGGGUGGGG